Messenger RNA from Trifolium pratense (red clover), 1002 nucleotides. Its product is annotated as ylmG homolog protein 1-2, chloroplastic-like. The coding region runs from base 69 to 755 and encodes 228 amino acids. Gene Ontology annotation, biological process: chloroplast fission. Lineage: Eukaryota; Viridiplantae; Streptophyta; Magnoliopsida; Fabales; Fabaceae. Gene Ontology annotation, cellular component: membrane. The transcript is spliced from 2 exons. The record is from RefSeq and is a predicted model, not a curated record.
AUAUAUAAAAAGUCUAGGCUGAGAAAACGCCUAAUCCCUAAAUUUGGUUCCAGAAGAAGAAGAGAAAUAUGGCGUCGUUGGGUGCAAUGAUGGGUAUGACCACCGUCUCAACUCCAUCGCGUGUUCUUCUUUUCUCACCAAACCUAAUCCCAUUAAAACGCAGAACUAUUACCUGUUCAAUUCCAAACAAUCACAAAAACAAAAACCUAUCCAUCCGCACCGCACCUCCGACGAAAUCUCUUCUUAUUCUUUCAAACAAUCACAAACGCCGAACCAUUACUUGUUCAAACAAUCACACCGCACCACCAGAAGAAGAUAUUCUGUCCGGUUCCACUCGAACUGUCACUACUAUACUCGCCGUGGCGGCUUUAUGUAUCAAAGCUUUCGUAACCAUUCUUCCACCGCCGGAUCUAUCUUUAUCAAUCGGAGUUUCAUCUUCAUCGAUGUUCUUUGCUUCUAUUAUGAAAAGAAGUACUCAGGGGUCGUUGAACACUCCGUUGACUGUUGUUGCUGCUGGAUUGAAGAAAUGGCUGGAUAUUUACAGCGGUGUUUUGUUAGUUAGGGUUUUGCUGAGUUGGUUUCCAAAUAUUCCUUGGGAAAGACAGCCAUUAUCAGCAAUUAGGGAUCUUUGUGAUCCUUAUCUUAGUUUAUUUAGGAAUAUUAUUCCACCCGUUUUCAAUUCUCUUGAUAUUAGUCCUCUUCUCGCUUUUGCUGUAUUGGGUACUCUUGCUAAUAUCCUCACUGUUCCUGUUUAGACCUACCCUGUACCCACCCACACAGGUGUCGCCUACUGAAGAAUCUUUUCAUGAACGAUAAUGCAUUUUCUUCCAACAUUUUGGCACAAUUUAGAAAAGGAGCUUCUUGGGAAGCAUAGGUUAAAGUUUGGUUUCCGUAUACAAUGUAAUUUUCAGAUUGGUAUAUUUUGGUAGUUAUGUACUUAAUUAUAUGGUAUCGAAGAAGGUUAUUGAUUUUAAAUUUUCCAAUGAUAUGGUGUUUUAUUGA